Molecule: messenger RNA, 2829 nt
Organism: Ricinus communis (castor bean)
Lineage: Eukaryota; Viridiplantae; Streptophyta; Magnoliopsida; Malpighiales; Euphorbiaceae
Product: acid beta-fructofuranosidase 1, vacuolar
Exons: 7
Coding region: 773-2701 (642 amino acids)
Biological process (GO): carbohydrate metabolic process
Molecular function (GO): beta-fructofuranosidase activity
Source: RefSeq, a predicted model, not a curated record
GACCUUCAAAUCCGUAGGUAAGGCAAUGCAUUGCCCUAAUGUGGAAGGAAUCAUUCAUGUUCUUCAAUCACAUUUCUUAAUGAAUGAAAUUUCAAGUUCCGUAAGUUGUAUUAUUCAGCAAUCGUAGUUUGACUAGAAGGUAAGAAGCUAAUUAAGGCGGCACCUACCCUCCAUCAUCAAACUCCUAAUCUGUAGUUCCUAUUACUUUUUCUUGCCAUCUUAAUCAUAAUAGUAGAAAGCUUUUUCUGGUUGCCUUUUACAAUAUUAAACUAACUAUGGCAUUUAGAUUGAUGCUUCAAGAUCUAUCUCAGUUGAUUAAGCUUCCAUUUUAUUUUACAUAUUAGUUCCAACUUUGUAUAUCCAUUUAUUCAAUGAUAUAUUAAAAAGGACACAAAUUGAGAAAAGAUUGACAAUUUUUUCAGAUGAGGUGCUGCUUCUUUUCUUUUCUUAAAUAAAUUGGUUUAUAGUAUGCAGGAAAAUUACUCCUUUUGUUUUGGAGGUUGCUCCCUUUUUCACUUCACAUGUAAUAACAUCUCUAUAUGUCUCUCUCUCUAAUAACUCUCCAACUAAUUGGACCAACCACCAAUCCACACACUCCAUUCACCCCUGCAUGCUUAUGAAAUCUCUACGCUCCAAAACCUACCUGCCUCGCUAUUAAUGCUUCUAAUCCUCUCUAUAAUACAAUCCCACUUCUUUCUUUCUUUCUUGCUUCCUGUAAAAGCUCAUUCUUCUUCACUUUCUCUAAGGCCCUCCAUUAGUCCCUUGACAAAACAUGGACUGUAUGCCCUCCGAAAUUACUGAGCAUGCACCCUGCACUCCUUUGCUGGAGCAGCCUUCCCUCCUAGGGCCUUCGACAAAACUCCGAAGACCAUUGAAGGUUUUCACUGUGACAUUUGCCUCGCUCAUUUUUCUGUUGUCAUUGGUCACAUUAAUCAUGAAUCAAAGCCAAGGACCACUACCCACACCUAACAAGAACCGGUCACCUUCAACGCCGAAAUCUACGUCGUUCUCGGAGCAUGUGCCAAGAGGAGUUGCUGAGGGUGUAUCAGCUAAGUCAAAUCCAUCAUUUUUCAGUAAUGGAGUUUCCUACAACUGGACAAAUGCUAUGUUGUCUUGGCAAAGAACUGCUUACCACUUUCAACCUGAGAAAAAUUGGAUGAAUGAUCCUGAUGGUCCAUUGUUCUACAUGGGGUGGUACCAUCUAUUCUACCAAUACAACCCUGAUUCAGCAGUGUGGGGAAACAUCACCUGGGGCCAUGCUGUAUCAAGGGACUUGAUCCACUGGCUCUAUCUCCCUAUGGCAAUGGUUCCUGAUAAAUGGUAUGAUAUCAAUGGUGUAUGGACAGGAUCUGCUACUCUCCUUCCUGACGGUCAGAUUGUAAUGCUUUACACUGGCGACACCAAUGCAUCAGUGCAGGUGCAAAACCUAGCUUACCCUGCCAACCUGUCUGAUCCUCUCCUUAUUGAUUGGAUCAAAUAUCCUGGCAACCCAGUUCUGGUUCCCCCACCCGGAAUUGAAACCGAUGAAUUUAGAGACCCGACGACAGCUUGGAUGGGACCCGAUGGUACAUGGCGGAUCACACUCGGGUCAAGAAUGAAUGAAACAGUAGGUAUUUCACUUGUGUACCAAACCACCAACUUUACAACCUACGAGCUAUUAGAUGGGCUUUUACACGCGGUUCCAGGUACUGGAAUGUGGGAAUGUGUGGACUUUUACCCUGUCGCAAUAAACGGAUCUAAGGGGUUGGAUACUUCAGUUAAUGGACCGGGUGUUAAGCAUGUGCUAAAGGCUAGUUUGGAUAAUACAAAGCUAGAUUAUUAUGCACUUGGAACAUAUGAUCCAGUAACAGAUAAAUGGACACCCGAUAACCCGGAAGAAGAUGUGGGUAUCGGUUUACGAGUGGAUUAUGGAAGGUAUUAUGCAUCAAAGUCAUUCUACGACCAAUAUAAGCAGAGAAGGAUCUUAUGGGGUUGGAUCAAUGAAACUGAUACUGAACAAGAUGACUUACAAAAGGGCUGGGCUUCUGUUCAGACUAUUCCAAGGAAUGUAUUAUUUGAUAACAAGACCGGAGCCAAUUUGCUACAAUGGCCAGUUGAAGAGAUAGAGAGCUUGAGAGUGAACAGUACUGAUUUUCAAGAGAUUGUGAUUGCACCUGGUUCAGUUGUCCCUCUUGAAAUUGGCACGGCCACUCAGCUAGACAUAUUUGCAGAGUUUGAGACAGAAUUAAUAUCAGAGUCAUCCACUGAAGAAUACGGUUGCAGCGGGGGCGCAGUAGACAGGAGUUCUUUAGGUCCAUUUGGGCUUCUGGUUCUUGCAGAUGAAUCACUUUCUGAACUGACCCCUGUAUUUUUCCGUCCUGUUAAUUCAACUGAUGACACCCUGAAAACCUAUUUCUGUGCCGAUGAAACACGAUCAUCAAAGGCCCCUGAAGUCUUCAAGCAAGUUUAUGGUAGCACGGUUCCUGUGCUCGACGAUGAAAAGCUGCGCAUGAGGGUACUGGUUGAUCAUUCGAUUGUGGAGAGUUUUGCACAAGGAGGGAGGACAGUCAUCACCUCACGAGUUUAUCCGACAGAAGCAAUUUAUGGAGCAGCAAGGCUGUUCCUGUUCAACAAUGCAACCGAUGUGAAUGUUAAGGCUACACUCAAGAUAUGGGAGUUGACUUCUGCCUUUAUCCGUCCUUUCCCAUUUGAUGAAAAUUAGAAAAGUCGUUUCUCAAUCUAUUUGAGUUUGCUGUAUUAUUUUGUGUUCCUGUUGUUAUUAACAUUGUUUUGCCAAAAAGUUUAAAAUCCUUUGCCAACUUAAUACAAGAGAUAUAUUUUUCUUCAAAA